Aspergillus nomiae NRRL 13137 is the source of this 579-nucleotide messenger RNA. RefSeq lists its product as uncharacterized. The annotation marks the transcript as partial. The record is from RefSeq and is a predicted model, not a curated record. The transcript has 2 exons. Lineage: Eukaryota; Fungi; Ascomycota; Eurotiomycetes; Eurotiales; Aspergillaceae. Gene Ontology annotation, cellular component: membrane.
ACCAACACCCCGACCUUCCGGAACCGCUUCGUCGCCUCUGUAAUCUCCUACCUGCUCACAAUCCUCCCAUCCGGCCUCGCCACCCUGGCCCUGACCUAUCUCUUCGCCCCGGACCUCCUCGUCUGCCAGCUCAACAACCAAUGGCAAUCCUACUACCACAACAAGGAUUCGCGCGCCAUACGCGCCAUCCAGGAUAGCUUGCAUUGCUGUGGAUUCCGGAGUGUCAAGGACAGGGCAUGGCCGUUCAAGGACAAAGACCACGGCGACGAUGCCUGUGUGCGACAGAUCGGGUAUGAUAGAGCUUGUUUGGGGCCGUGGGAGCGGGAGGAUAAGAGCGCUGCGUGGAUGGUGUUCUGGGCUGCGGUUUUGGUUUUGGUUGUUAAGAUUGCGAGCUCGCAGCUGAAUCGCGGCCCGAGUUGGAUGCGGAGGGCGGAUGCGAGUCGCUUUAUUAGGAUUGCUGGUGCAGAGGACCAGGAGGAGGGUGAGGCGCAUACAGGGGAGAAUGGAAACGUGGGUGAUGAUCGGCCUACUCAUCAGUUGCCGCAGCCGGGUCAGUCGACGCAUGAUGUUUGGAGAUGA